Epithele typhae is the source of this 999-nucleotide messenger RNA. Its product is annotated as protein phosphatase type 1. The transcript has 7 exons. Lineage: Eukaryota; Fungi; Basidiomycota; Agaricomycetes; Polyporales; Epitheliaceae. Gene Ontology annotation, molecular function: protein serine/threonine phosphatase activity. Gene Ontology annotation, cellular component: nucleus; cytoplasm. The record is from RefSeq and is a predicted model, not a curated record. The coding region runs from base 1 to 999 and encodes 332 amino acids.
AUGGCGGACUCGACCACGGAGAUUGACCUCGACUCGGUCAUUGACCGCCUGCUCGAAGUGCGCGGAAACCGCCCCGGAAAGCCCGUGCAACUGCAGGAGUACGAGAUCAAGUACUUGUGCACCAAGGCGCGCGAGAUCUUCAUCAACCAACCUAUCCUCCUCGAGCUCGAGGCCCCCAUCAAGAUAUGCGGCGACAUUCACGGACAAUACUACGAUCUCCUCCGGCUGUUCGAGUACGGCGGCUUCCCCCCAGAGGCCAACUACCUCUUCCUUGGCGACUACGUAGACCGUGGCAAGCAGUCGCUCGAGACGAUCUGUCUGCUCCUGGCGUACAAGAUCAAAUACCCUGAGAACUUCUUUGUUCUCCGCGGAAACCACGAGUGCGCGAGCAUCAACCGAAUCUACGGUUUUUACGACGAAUGCAAGCGCCGUUACAACAUCAAGCUAUGGAAGACGUUCACAGACUGCUUCAACUGCUUACCCAUCGCCGCCAUCAUCGAUGAAAAGAUCUUCACAAUGCACGGCGGGCUUUCACCUGAUCUGCAGUCGAUGGAGCAAAUAAGGAGAGUCAUGCGGCCGACGGAUGUUCCGGAUACUGGCUUGCUCUGCGAUCUUCUGUGGUCCGACCCGGACAAGGACAUCACCGGCUGGUCUGAGAACGACCGAGGCGUCUCGUUUACGUUCGGGCCGGACGUGGUGUCGAGGUUCCUGCAGAAGCACGACAUGGACCUAAUUUGUCGCGCACAUCAGGUCGUCGAGGACGGGUACGAGUUCUUCGCGAAGCGCCACCUGGUGACAUUGUUCUCCGCACCGAACUACUGUGGAGAGUUCGACAAUGCUGGUGCAAUGAUGAGUGUCGACGAGACGCUCUUGUGCUCAUUCCAAAUUUUGAAACCCGCGGAGAAGAAGGCAAAGUAUCCUUACGGCGGUGUAAACAUGGGUCGACCGGUCACACCUCCUCGCAAACAGAAGAAGAAGGAUGCGAACAAGAUGGGCUGA